Sipha flava (yellow sugarcane aphid) is the source of this 1516-nucleotide messenger RNA. RefSeq lists its product as uncharacterized. The transcript is spliced from 2 exons. Lineage: Eukaryota; Metazoa; Arthropoda; Insecta; Hemiptera; Aphididae. The coding region runs from base 110 to 1483 and encodes 457 amino acids. The record is from RefSeq and is a predicted model, not a curated record. Gene Ontology annotation, molecular function: protein binding.
GUUACCGAUAGACAGUAGACAAUUAUAACAACCGUGUAACAGUCAGUUCGACCGUUAAACAUUGUAAGACGUACUGCUGAAUUUGAACGUUUCGCCUUUCAGCCAUAACAUGUUUACCUUGGCUAAGCUUUCGUACAUCGUGUGCAAUGAGGACGAGAAGUUUUUUUACGACGAUCUAAAAACGGUGCCAAUUGAAGUGGAACAGUGUUGCACGGAUGUACUGAACUACAUCAAGAACCAAACAGCCGAGACGAGCAACGAGGCGACAAUUUUGCCCGAUGCAUCGAAAGACGGCGAUGGUUCUUCGCUGACGUCGUUGAUCGAGGAUGCGGCGUUCCACGGUCACUUGGAAUGUAUGCAAUUUGCCGAGAGGUGCCAUUUCCCAUGGACCGUCGACGUGUGCGAGCAAGCGGCGCACAACGGGCAUCUGGAGUGCUUAGCGUACGCGCACCGCCAGGGAUGCCCGUGGUCGGAGCAAACGUGCGAGAACGCCGCCGCGAACGGUCAGCUGGAGUGUUUAGCGUACGCGCACGAGAACGGAUGCUCGUGGGACGGGUCGGUGUGCACGAGUGCCGCGCAAAACGGUCGGCUGGAGUGUCUGAUGUACGCUCACCGGAAUGGUUGCCCGCUGGACGAGACCGUGUGCGAGCUGGCCGCGGCCGCCGGCCACCUGGAGGCGCUGAGGUACGCGCACGAGAACGGCGCUCCGUGGGAUGCGGUCACUUGCCGUGACGCUGCUUUCCGCGGCCAGCUGGAGUGUUUGCGGUACGCGCACGAGCACGGGUGCCCGUGGGACGCUGACACGUGCGAGUACGCGGUCGAAGGCGGUCACUUGGAGUGUUUGCGGUACGCGCACGAGCACGGGUGCCCGUGGGACGCGGCCACGUGCGAGGCGGCGGCCCGCGGCGGCCACGCGGAGUGUCUGCAAUACGCGCACCAGAACGGCUGCCCGUGGGACGAGAGCACGUGCAGCGCCGCCGCGACCAAUGGCCGCACCGCGUGCUUGAAAUACGCGUUGGACAACGGUUGCGCGUGGGACGCGGAAAUAUGCCGCGACGCCGCUGCCUCCGGGCGCCUGGAGUGUUUGCAAUACGCGCACGAUCACGGAUGCUCGUGGGACGCGUACACGUGCGACGCUGCGGCGCGCGGCGGUCACAUCCGGUGUCUGAGGUACGCGCACGAACACGGCUGCCCGUGGGACGAGUUCACGUGCGACAGCGCCGCGGACAACGGCCGUGUGGAAUGCCUCAUGUACGCGUUGGACAACGGUUGCGCGUGGGCCACGGCCCCGUGCCCGACGGCCGCCGAGAAGGAGCGCAUCGAGCGCUCGAAGCGCGUCCGCGAUGAAAUUAUUUCGUGGCACGGUGGAGUAGCACCGCGUGGUGACGCGCUUGUUGGGAGUGUUGUUUUAUUUUCGAAUUCGAGGUCGAGAUCGAUCGCUCCUGUGCACUGGGAAUUGUUAGCGUCCCGGUGUAACGUUUAAAACGAAUACGAUCAGCGAUUGUGUUUUGUUCGU